This is a messenger RNA of Letharia columbiana, 522 nucleotides long. RefSeq lists its product as uncharacterized. The coding region runs from base 1 to 522 and encodes 173 amino acids. NCBI's taxonomy places the organism in Eukaryota, Fungi, Ascomycota, Lecanoromycetes, Lecanorales, Parmeliaceae. The transcript has a single exon. The record is from RefSeq and is a predicted model, not a curated record.
AUGGAGUACAACAGGCGCCGCCCUCCACGAACAAAUUCGAGCGAUUCAUCAUCCCAGGACCCACAAUGGAGCCCCAGUCGAACACCAACAAGCCCUAGCAGCUCGUGGAGACAAGACAACAGAUGGCAAUUCGUAUGGCCGAACGACAAGCAUCGAGGCUUAUGGGGUAGAUGGAAAGACAUCCUCAGCAACAAAGGCCCCGACAUCUUCAUCGCAGAACAGAACACUCGUCAGCCUGAGCGACCUAUUUGGAGUAAUUGGAAGACGCGGGGACACCAGCAUCCCAACAGCGAUAACGUUCGCUGGGACAAUCGUGGCAAACCUUUCCGGCAGGACGAAGAGUUCGUCGGUGUGUUUGAUUUCCAACGCAGAGAUCCUGACACCAAGUACGACUUCGCGACUCGAAGAUACCGCAGGCCUCAUGACCAUGUCUGGAGCAAUGUUGACUGGUCCAGGACCAAGCCCCAUUGUCCAGUUCGGGUACGGAGCGCGAACGGAAGAUGGGAUCCUCCUGACCGCUGA